AUGUCUCUUCGAGCCCCAAUACUAGCUAUCACGUCCUUAACACUGCUGCUGGUGUUUUUUAUCAAAAUUAUAUAUCAGAGUCGGGCUGGUCCAUUGCGCAGUAUCCCCGGUCCCUGGUACACAAACUACUCGCACUAUGUCCUCAAAUACGAGACUUUGAUGUCUCGAAGAAUGUACUAUGUCCAUAGUCUUCACCGGAUCUAUGGCCCCGUUGUACGACUCUCGCCCUGGCAAGUGGCUGUUGCAGAUCCUGAGGGUUUCACCGCUAUCCAUCGGAUUGGCUCUGGCUUCAAUAAACCUAAAUGGUUUGAAGCGUACAUGGAUAAGACAGGGGGUCUUGGAGUCAGCUUUUUCGCAAUGUCUAACCCUAAAGAACACGGUUCACGGCGAAAGAUGUUUGCCCGACCGUUCUCUCACUUGAAUUUACGGGUCAACUGCGAGGACAUCAUUAGGGAAAAGGUCGACAAGGCAGUAGAUCGAAUCCAUACUGAGGCAUUAGAGGGAAACUCCGAUAUUCUUAAGUGGUGGAUGCUGAUGGCUUCAGACAUCAUUGGGCAGCUUUCGUUCGGCGAAUCUUUCAGACUGCUCGAGGCAGGCAAAAAAAACCAUUUUAUCAAAGUUUUAGAAACCGCAGCAAUGAGCAUCACACUGAAGAAUGAGUUCCCCCUACUUUACAGUUUUUGCCGUUAUAUUCCUCUUAGGUCGGUUCAGACAUUUCUGAAUUCAAGCAACGAGCUUUACUUCUACGGCGGACGCGCCGUCGCGAACCUUCGUCAGCACAACAGCGAGAAGACCAUGUUCUCCAACAUAGUCACACAGACUGAGGAAUCCAAGCUAGAAAACAGAAAUGGAAUCGCGCUGUCGGACGAUGCGAUUCGAAUCGAAGCUAGCGACUUCCUUCUGGCUGGGGCCGAUACUACUUCCAAUACCCUCACAUACGUUGUGUGGAGCAUUCUCCGGUGCCCUGACCUUCACCGCCGUGUCCUACAAGAGCUGGACUUGUUGGGCGACAACUUCGACGAUGCAGCAUUAGAACAGCUACCUCUCCUCAAUGCUAUCAUUCAAGAGUCGCUGCGGUUGUAUGGUGCUGUGCCUGGUCAAUUAUCGAGAGUAGUCCCACCCGGUGGGAUAAGCAUUGCCGGCAAGUUCAUCCCGGCUGGCUUUGAAGUUGAGACGCAAGCGUAUACUAUGCACAGGAUUUCAGAUGUGUAUUGCAACCCUGACCGGUUCGACGAAACUAGAUGGCUGUAUCCCGAAUCUCUAACCCCUAAGCAAAAGUCGUGUUUCUGCUCAUUUGGCGCUGGCACCCGCGUCUGCAUAGGGAUUCACUUGGCAAAAAUGGAGUUACGACUCGGCACUGCUGUUUUGCUAAAGAGGUGCCAGACCUUGAAACUUGCGGAUCGGACCACUGAAGACUCGAUAAAGAUGUGGAACUUUAUACUCGCCGGGCCAAUCGCCAGACGCUGCGAAGUAACGGUCGAAUAA
Molecule: messenger RNA, 1485 nt
Organism: Clonostachys byssicola
Lineage: Eukaryota; Fungi; Ascomycota; Sordariomycetes; Hypocreales; Bionectriaceae
Source: the annotation of a GenBank genome assembly